GCCACCCUCUCCGACGUAGUAAAUGCUACCUGCUCCAUCCCAUUCUCCUACAUCCGCUGACUCUCACUCACAAGCGAUGUCUGCGUUGGUCAACAAGAUCAUUCCCCUGAAGCCCGGACGCUUCUCCACCAAGUGGCUGCUCUCGGACUGGAAGUUCCUAUCGAAGAAAAGGAACACGACGCCGCAGCCGACAUCCAUUCGUCUCGUCUCUUGGAACGUCGACUUCAUGGCACCCAACGCUGACGCGAGGCUGAGAUGUGCUCUAGACCACAUUCGCAGUGCUCUCGAGGGACAAGCCGGCGGAGCCGACGCUGGCGAGUCACCUGUCCCUUGUUGUAUUCUCCUGCAGGAGAUCGAAGGCGAAGCGAUGUCCGUUCUUCUCAAGCACAGGUGGGUGCGUGAGCACUUCAUCGCCAUCCCCACCUCUGCGAACACCUGGCCGAGCCCUCGAUAUGGCAAUGUCACGCUCGUCUCGAAUACGGUACCUACAGUUGGUGCGCAAUCGCUAGUCUUCGGAAACUCCGUCAUGGGCAGAAACGCCGUCUUUGUCGAUGUGCAGUUGGCUGCUCCAGGAGAUGGGACACCGGCGCUGUUACGAAUAGCCAAUGUGCACCUCGAAUCACUACCAGAGGGCACGUCGAGGCGUCCAGCACAGUUGUUGGCCACCGCGGAGCUGCUCAGAGCACCCGGUGUACACGCGGGGAUCGUAGCCGGGGACAUGAACCCCAUCGAUCCGCGCGAUGCUACCCUCCCUGCGGAGGCAGAGUUGACGGACGCAUACCAAGGGUCCGAGGAUGACGAGACGAGUUUUACGUGGGGGUACCAGCCGAGGAACCGCUUUCCAGUGUGUCGUAUGGACAAGAUUUUGCACACUGGCAGUUCAUCGUUGGUGGUGGAUCCCCCGAGCAGGAUAGGCGUCGGACUCAAAACGGCGAAGGGCCAGUGGGCCAGUGAUCACUAUGGGCUGAUGACGACCGUCAGACUCUGUGCGGAUUGAUUCAGUAAGAUGGAUCGUUAAGUCUGCAGUCGAUGUCGUUGGGCUCCUUGCUAGCCUUAUAAUAGGCUCUUGGCAUUGGACCGCUUAUUUUCCUCAUAGCAUGCCAGUGUGUUCGUUCGCAGCUCGGCCUCAGGCUGCCAGUGUCUGCUUCCCAACGGCACCGUGGACAUGGCAGCCAGAGAAAACAUUUUUCACUAUCAGAACCUCAGGGUUCGCUGCGCUCGAUGGUUUUGGAGCAAUACGGAUUCCUUGAUCACAACCUGCAGGGCUGCUUGGUUGGCUGGAGAGACCUCAGUGCUUCGGGUGGGGAAGCGUCAAUGACAGUCAGAUGUACCUGAUGUAAUUGAAAGGACAGGCACUCGUAAGUCAGAAGUCAUAAUCCACC
Fomitopsis serialis is the source of this 1382-nucleotide messenger RNA. RefSeq names its product Endonuclease/exonuclease/phosphatase. Gene Ontology annotation, biological process: double-strand break repair. Gene Ontology annotation, cellular component: PML body; cytoplasm. Lineage: Eukaryota; Fungi; Basidiomycota; Agaricomycetes; Polyporales; Fomitopsidaceae. The transcript is spliced from 2 exons. Gene Ontology annotation, molecular function: 5'-tyrosyl-DNA phosphodiesterase activity; single-stranded DNA binding. The record is from RefSeq and is a predicted model, not a curated record. Bases 23 to 997 code for a protein of 324 amino acids.